Danaus chrysippus (African queen) is the source of this 3780-nucleotide messenger RNA. Lineage: Eukaryota; Metazoa; Arthropoda; Insecta; Lepidoptera; Nymphalidae. The record is from the annotation of a GenBank genome assembly.
AUGUUUAAGAAAUUUAAAGAUAAAUUGGCUGAAGAAGUCAAAUCAUCGCCUCAAAGAAUACAACAGUUUGCACAAGCUGCUCAGGCAGCAGUGACUUCUGCCUCAAGCAGUAUAUCUGAUAUUACAAAUAAUGAUUUGUUCUCUAUUGGAGAUAAUGAUGCCACAAAUAAAAAUCGUAUUCCAAGUAACAGUCAGCAAGGACCAUUUCAUGAAGUACCUCUAAGUCACACAGGAGCACCACAGCCUAAUAUUCUUUUAGAUUACUCACCCAAUCAUGAGGUUAAUAUGGAUAGUUCAAGACAGAGGCGGUUAUCAAACAGUUCAUUUGCAAGCGACAUCUCCUUCAGAUUACCUAGUUAUGAGAGUCCAUCUAUGUAUCACUUGCAGUCGGAUAUGGAAGUGUCAGCAAGUGAGGCUGAAGAUAAAGGAUUUCCUAGUGAAACUGUCAACCUCGAUAGGGUAACGAAGGAGCAGUUGUAUUCCGCUUACCGGAGGACACAAGAUCGAUGUACUAAAUACAAAACACAGUAUUCAGAUCUUGCAAGACAUUAUAAACUACUGGAAAGAGAAAACGCCAAAGCAAGGAAUGUCUUAGUAGAGACACAGGAUAAAGCUUUGCGACGAAUAUCAGAACUAAGAGAACAAUGUUCUUUAGAACAAAGUGCUAAGGCUCACCUUGAAAAGGCCCUCCGAAUAGAGAUUGAAGAGAAAAAUAUGAAAAUAGAUACUCUAAAUACACAACUCAAUUAUCUAAAAAGCAAUAAUAAUCCUAAUGAAGAACAAGUUAUAGAAAGUAAUGCAGAAAAAGUGAAAGAGAAAGGUGAUAAUGAAGCUUUGUUGAUAAAUUUAUCCACUGAUAGCAAUGAUAACAAAUCUAGUGACGAACCUGUAGCACCUGAAGUCACGGUAUUAAACAACAAAAUUGAAAAAAUGGAACAAUUGAUAAGUAAAUAUAAAGAUUCAUUGAAAACUACGAAGGAAAAGAAUGCUCAGUUGACAACAGAAUUACAAAUAAUUUCAACUGAACUAGAGUCUAAAGUGAAGGAAAAUGAUCAAUUAAAAGCUGCAACCAUAUCACUAACUGAAGCUAGGAAGAAAAUACAAGAAUUAAAUGAAAAAAUUGAAGACCUAGAAAAUAAAAAUAACACAUACGAAUUUUCAAAGAAAAAAGAAAUAUCGAUUCUUGAAUUGAAUUAUAAAAAUGCGCAAGAAGAAAUUCAAAAAUUACAAGAAAAUGUUCAAAUACUAAGUAAGCGAGAAGAAGAAUAUGCUAUAUCAUUGGCAGAAAACAAAUUAAGCAUUCACAAGGAAUUAGAAGACAAAGAGAAGGAAAUAAAGUCCUUAAAGGACAGUUUGGAGACCAGCCAAAAAGAAAUUCAAUCACUCAAUAUUUUGAACAACGAGUUUAAAAAUAAUAUUAAACAGUUAGAAGAAGAACGGUUAAAGUUAAAAGAUGAAAUUAAUAAUUUAAACGUUGAUAAGGCAAAAGUAGAGGGAUUCAAAUUAGAUUUAGAAAAUCUUGCACAAAAAUGUCAAGCUCUUGAAAAUGUAAAUAGUAAAUCUGAGGAAGAAUACAAAUGUCUGCAACUGCAAUUGAAACAAGAAACGGCUGAAAAAUUAGCAAUGAUUGAUAGGAAUUCCUACUUAGAAAAUAGAAAUAAGUUAUUAAUUGAAGAAAAUACGAAAAAAAGUACUAAAAUAAAAGAAUUGGAAGAGGAAAUACAAACGCUCGAGAGAAAUCUGGAAACGUUAAAUUCUCGAGCAUCAGAGGAGUCUUGUGAAGCCAAGAAAUAUAUUGAAGAUGUUGAUAAAUGGAAACAAAAGUGUAGCAGCUUGGAAUCUGAGAUUCAAGAAGAAAGAAUUGAGUUAAUAAAACUGCAAUCUGAAAUAGAAAAGCUUUUGACUAAUUAUGAAUUAGUUCAAAAUCAUAACAUCGAAUUAAAGAACAAAAUAGAGGAAUUGGUUUCAGAAAAUGUGGUAUUGAACCAAAAGGUUGUCCAACUUGAGCAAUUGAAAGAAAAUUGUAAAGAUUUGGAAAAGAAAGUAUCUCAAUUACGUAAACUUAUAAAUAUGAGCAUAGAUGAAUCAAACAUGUUGAAGAAUUUUAUAAACAAACAUUUCCAUAUGUUAAAAGAUAAAAUGAUGUUGUUAGAUGAGGGUUUAAAGAAUGAUACCAGUACAAAAAUCUCCGAUGAUUUGAAAGAAACCAAUCAAUCUUUACUUCUUGAGAUAAAGACUAUUUCAGAUCAAUUUAAAUCCGUUAGCGAUGAAUUAAAACAAAGGGUGUCUGAAAAUGACAACCUUAAAGUAAAAUUAAAUCAAGCUGAAUCAGAUUUAAAUUUACAUGUACAAAAUAUAGACAUUUUAAAAAAUGAAAAUCAAACAGCUCUUAAUAAGUUGAGUGUAUUGAUAAAAGAAUCUGAGAAUUUUAAUGAUACCUUAAUGAAAUGUAGAGAGGAAACUGCAGCGACAAUCAAAGAACGAGAUCAAGCCAAAGAAGAUAAAGAAGAAGCGAACAAAAAACUCUCUCAUCAUAUAAAAGAAAAUGAGUCUUUAAAAGACCAAGUUGAUAAAAUUAAUAAUCUAUAUAAAAAUUCAGUUGAAAAAUUAGAUGAUUUGAAUAAAGAAAUUGGUGUUUUACGUGAUAUAAAAUUAAAUUACGAAGAGAAAUGUAAUACUACAAUUACAUUACAGAAACGCAUCGAUGAACUUAUUCAAGAAAAUGCGUCAUUGAAAAAAAUGUCUGAAACAAUUGCCAGUGCUUUAGAAGGAAUUGAGUCUGAAUUGAAAGAUGUACGUAAAUCCCAUACCGAAAUUGAAAUGGAAAAAGACCAUUUAAAUUCUAUCAUAGAGAAACUAGAAAAGAAGGCAGAUGUACUAAAUCAUGAUACACAAACUGAUCAUUGCAAUGAUAAAGAAUUACUUGAACAAGAAAUCAAAGAUUUAAAAGAAGCUAAUGAGAUAUUAACUCAUGAAAAUGAACAACAAAAGAUAACAAUCAGUAACACUGAUGAUAUUUUGAGUAAGCUGAAUGAUGUGAUGAACAAUUACGAUGUAUUAAGAGAAGAAAAAAGGCGUUUACAGUCUGACAUAGAAGGUCUACAAACACAUUUGACUAAGGUUUCAAAGGAGAAUAGCAAUUUAAACGACAGAUUGCGUGAGUUGAUCGCUAGCAGCGACAAUGUAAGCGAUAAAAGUGAGAAAUCCUCAUAUGAAUUGCAAUGCUUGAUGGACGAAGUUAAAGCCGGACAAGAAAAAAUAGAGAAUCUUAUUAGAGAGAAUACUUUACUCGCAGAAGAAAAUUUAGAACUUAAAGAUCAAAUAAAUACACAAACAACCGAUAAAACUUCCGUAAUGAAUGAUAGUAAUAAAUAUAUUAGCAGUGAUAAUGUAAUGGAAAAGAUAAAUGACUUAUUGGACACCAAGAGAACAUUGGAAAAAGAAGUAACAGACUUAAAAUUAAUAAAUCAAUCAGUCAGCGGGAACAUGCAACAAGUACAAGCAAAUAAUGAAAAAUUAAGAUUGUCCAAUGACAAACUGGAAAGAAGAUUAGAUGAGGCUUUAGUUAGUUUAAGGCAUUUGCAUUCUCUGCAAGAGAAUACAGAACUAGAAUAUCUUAAAAACAUUCUAUAUGAGUAUCUCACAGGAUCUGGGACACAUUCCAUAACACUCGCCAAAGUGUUGGCCGCUGUAGUAAAAUUUGAUGACCGACAGACAGAAGCAGUUUUACAAAAAGAAAAAGAAAGACAAGGCUUUUUGCGGCAACUUGGCAUUAUUUGA